Molecule: messenger RNA, 4253 nt
Organism: Cercocebus atys (sooty mangabey)
Lineage: Eukaryota; Metazoa; Chordata; Mammalia; Primates; Cercopithecidae
Gene: ACVR1C
Product: activin A receptor, type IC
Exons: 8
Coding region: 243-1391 (382 amino acids)
Biological process (GO): nervous system development; activin receptor signaling pathway; protein phosphorylation
Cellular component (GO): activin receptor complex; plasma membrane
Molecular function (GO): activin receptor activity, type I; ATP binding
Source: RefSeq, a predicted model, not a curated record
CUCCCCGCCCGGCUGCGGGGCCAGUGGCAGGAGCGCCGCGCACCGCCAGCCGCGGGGGGCGUGGGAUGGGGGCGGCCGGGGAGGGGGGCGCCCACACUGACUAGAGCCAACCGCGCACUUCAAAAGGGUGUCGGUGCCGCGCUCCCCUCCCGCAGCCCGGGAACUUCAAAGCGGGCCGUGCUGCCCCGGCUGCCUCGCUCUGCUCUGGGGCCUCGCAGUCCCGGCGCGGCCGCCUGGUGGCGAUGACCCGGGCGCUCCGCUCAGCGCUCCGCCAGGCUCUCCUGCUGCUCGCCGCGGCCGCCGAGCUCUCGGCAGGACUGAAGUGUGUAUGUCUUUUGUGUGAUUCUUCAAACUUUACCUGCCAAACAGAAGGAGCAUGUUGGGCAUCAGUCAUGCUAACCAAUGGAAAAGAACAGGUGAUCAAAUCCUGUGUCUCCCUUCCAGAACUGAAUGCUCAAGUCUUCUGUCAUAGUUCCAACAAUGUUACCAAAACCGAAUGCUGCUUCACAGAUUUUUGCAACAACAUAACGCUGCACCUUCCAACAGGUCUACCUCUGUUGGUUCAAAGGACAAUUGCAAGGACGAUUGUGCUUCAGGAAAUAGUAGGAAAAGGUAGAUUUGGUGAGGUGUGGCAUGGAAGAUGGUGUGGGGAAGAUGUGGCUGUGAAAAUAUUCUCCUCCAGAGAUGAAAGAUCUUGGUUUCGUGAGGCAGAAAUUUACCAGACGGUCAUGCUGCGACAUGAAAACAUCCUUGGUUUCAUUGCUGCUGACAACAAAGAUAAUGGAACCUGGACUCACUGUUGGCUGGUCUUCGGUAAAGAAAAAAUGAAUAUGUUCUUCUUAUGCUUCAUAGGUAAACCUGCUAUUGCUCAUCGAGACAUAAAAUCAAAGAAUAUCUUAGUGAAAAAAUGUGAAACUUGUGCCAUAGCGGACUUAGGGUUGGCUGUGAAGCAUGAUUCAAUACUGAACACUAUCGACAUACCUCAGAAUCCUAAAGUGGGAACGAAGAGGUAUAUGGCUCCUGAAAUGCUUGAUGAUACAAUGAAUGUGAAUAUCUUUGAGUCCUUCAAACGAGCUGACAUCUAUUCUGUUGGUCUGGUUUACUGGGAAAUAGCCCGGAGGUGUUCGGUCGGAGGAAUUGUUGAGGAGUACCAAUUGCCUUAUUAUGACAUGGUGCCUUCAGAUCCCUCGAUAGAGGAAAUGAGAAAGGUUGUUUGUGACCAGAAGUUUCGACCAAGUAUCCCAAACCAGUGGCAAAGUUGUGAAGCACUCCGAGUCAUGGGAAGAAUAAUGCGUGAGUGUUGGUAUGCCAACGGAGCGGCCCGCCUAACUGCUCUUCGUAUUAAGAAGACUAUAUCUCAACUUUGUGUCAAAGAAGACUGCAAAGCCUAAUGAUGAUAAUUAUGUUAAAAAGAAAUCUCUCACAGCUUUCUUUUCCAUUUUCCCCUUUAUGUGAAUGUUUUUGCCAUUUUUUUUGUUCUACCUCAAAGAUAAGACAGUACAGUAUUUAAGUGCCCAUAAGGCCGCGUGAAAAGAUAACUCUAAAGUUAAGCAUGGGCAGGAGUUGACUUCAUCCAAUCUCUCUAUUAUGUUUAAUUUUAUUUUGAAAGCAACACCUCCACUCAUCUUUUUAUUUAAUAAGAAAGAAAUAUAUUACAAAAGUAUAAAAUAAGCUCUAUAAAAAUGAUAUAGUCAUUAAGUUUUUAUUUUACUUGAACCAAGAACACAUGAGUGAACAGGAAAAGAUGUUAAAACUUUUUUUUUUUUUCUGAGACGAAAACAUAUUAAUUAAACAUGCGAACUAGACCAUGCUAUCUUAAAUAGAAAUUUAGGUCAUGCAAUCUAUGUUUCCCCAUUUUUAAGUUAGCAGGACUUUUUAAAAAUAAAUAUUGCUCUAAAUUUUAAUAUAUCAAACAUGUGAAAGUGGAGCUGCUCAGUGGAAGAUGUGAGAUCGGUGUCCCACGUGCUUGGUCUCCCCUUCUGCUGUUCUCCUUCAUAAUCCACUACUGCAGCAGUCGCUGAACCACUAAACUUGUUCCUUUCCUUUGCAAAAGACAUACCUGAUAUCCUGAGACGCUGAGAAAUGUCCCAAAGUCACACAGCUAAUGGCAGAACUGGCACUAGGUCCACAUCUUGUGAUAAUGAGCACUGUAGAGUCAACUAGCUUCCUACUUUUCCUUGAAUAGUGCUUUUCUCCGUAUGCAAUAUCUUUUAUUAUGAUAUUUGUGGUUUAGUCAUGCAGAAGGCAUAUUAUUUUGCAGAAUCAUGAUGGACCUGCAUGAAAUCUCAGAACCAUAUCUGUUGACAUUUUUUUCUCAUAGAAAUAUCAUGGUUAUCCCAUUCGUUAAUGAGUAUUAAUGUUUUCUGAACACUUCCAAAGAUUAAUCAAACAUAAAUAUUCAUUGUCUGAAAAUAUCUUUAAGAUACAAUUCAGAGGUCCCUAUUUCCUUUGUACAUAUACACUUAGAAAGAAAAGACAGAAGAGGAAGAGGAAAGAAGGAAAUAUUUUGAGAAUAUAUUGAGAAGAAUUAAGAAAACUCUUCAAUGAAGUGUAACAACCAAACCCUACAGAGGGUAUGAGAAACAGCAAAUACAUAUUCCUCUACCCUUUCACAAUGAGCGAGUGAGUACAGAAGAAUGCUCAUGAUAGUUCCGCCUUCAUUCUACUUUCUGUGGACACAGAGUAAUGAAUAUUUAAUGGGACGUUAAAUAUGCCCUUCAAAUCUAUAAUGCUAUUUUGAUAAAGGAAAUUUAACAUGAUGUCUUUUAUUCUCCUAAAACAUCUUUUGUCAAACUCCAUUCCAUAGAACUUUCUUCUGCUGCGAUGAUCCAAGACCAAAGUGUUCUUUGAUAUUGCUUAGAAAGUGAUAGUACAUGUUAGCAUAUAAUGUAUUUUGAAGAGUGAAAUAAAUGCUAUUGAUAACAGUAAAAACAAAAAACAAACAAACAAAAAAACAAAACCAAUAACAGUAAAGAAAUGCUACUUGAAUUUUUUUUUAAACUGGAUUGCUCAGAUUACCUGAUCGUGGUGGAACCCUUUUAUUAAGAGGAGGAGAAACUUUUUACUAUCCCAUAUUUAACUGUUCCAUAAAGCAAAGCACAGCUUGGGUAAUAGUGUUCUGAAGGAUAUACUUCUGUAUUUUCUCAUAGAAUACAAUUUAGUGAUUAUGCUUCAUUUCACUAUGAAAAUAUGUUACUGAAUAUAUCUUCAUUUUACUGAGCUGAAAUAAGGAAGGCAAAACACUGACAGCUAUGGAAUUUGCGUGUCCUUCCAUACUUGUUAAUGCUCUCAUCCACUUAUUAAAUAAUCAUAGAGUACCCAUAUCUUGCUUGCCACAAUAUCGGGUACAAGAGGGAAUACAAAGAUAGAUAGGUCCUGCCCUCAGGGAUUUUAAAGUCUAAUUUGGGAAUGUGAAUAGGGAUGUGAGUGUGUGGGGGAAGAAAAUAAAUUGACAGAUAAAAUAUGAAGUGGGAUGUCUUGAGUUCUGCAUGACAGUGGGUUUCUAGGAUAGGUCUGAAAAUCGCUUUCAUUUGCAACGCGUUUAGAAAGUAGCUUUAUUUGGAUAUUACAGACAAUCUAAAUAUAUCAUCAGUUUUUAAAAGUGCCUAUGUGAAGUGAUUUUUUAAAAAGAGCCUAUGUGAAGGGGUAAUCUUGCUUAUGCUUGUUACUAAUUUCUCAUAGAUUGUUGUUCUGCAUAUAUAAGAAUGAAAUUAUUUAUUUACUAUAGUUGUACGUGCCUCAAAUAAACAAGAAUGAUAUUUCCUGUUUUAUUUACUUAUGUUGGGUAAAUAUGCUUAUUGAAUUUUUAAGAGAGGAUUUUUUAACAUCUCCAUUCUUCUUGUCAUUAUGUUUUGUAGCUUAUUUGAGGGUGUCUAAAUAUAAUUUCAUAUUUUAUUGGUUCAACUUUCACUCUGAAGAAAUCCGUAUGUUAGUACAUUUUGAGGUAUUUUUCUUGUUCUUGUGUUGGUUAACUAUGACUCCUAGCUGAAUAGUCUUAUAUUUCAAUUACAAAACACAUUUUUAAAGAAAGGGAAUAGAGCAGCAAAAAUGAUAAGGAAAAUGUUAAAAGUUAUAAUAUUUUCUUUACUCUUAACAGGAUUAUAUAUAGAAUAUGCUCAGUUACAAAAAUAGGAUGAUGAAGUUUAGAGCAUAAGGCAGGCUUCUUGUAUAUACUUAUGCUGUCAAAUGUUAUAUUGUUUUUAAUGGAGUCCCUUUGUGUAAUAUUUAUUUCUUUUAAAUUUUGUUAUAAGCAA